GUGCUCUAUGUCAGAUUUCACUGCGGCCAACGACGCCAGCUCCUCAGCCAACCACUUUGUCACUAUGCCAGUUUACUGUAUGUGAAAAUGAUGGAACUUGCGUACUUAUACCGUCUGGUGACUUUGAAUGCCUUUGUGCACCUGGUUUUGAAGGUUUAUCCUGUGAAACAAAUAUAGAUGAGUGUGCAAGUACCCCAUGUCAGAAUAAUGGUGAUUGUAUUGAUGGCAUCAAUAGAUAUACCUGUAAUUGUCUUGCUGGCUUUGAAGGUAGUGAUUGCUCAGUUAAUAUAAAUGAGUGUGCCAGCAUUCCAUGUGCCAAUGGUGGUACAUGCUUGGAUAAGGAUAAUGGAUAUGAAUGCCAGUGCUUAUCUGGGUAUAGUGGUGACAACUGUGAGAUGGAAUCUGUGGAAUGUCUCAGUGAGCCAUGUCAAAAUGGUGGUACCUGUAUUGAUGGUAUAGCCAGUUACCAAUGUGUGUGCACUGAUGGAUUUCAAGGUGUACUGUGUGACAUUGAGAUAGAUGAAUGUCUGAGUAACCCGUGUCAGAAUGGCGGUACUUGUCACGAUUUGAUUGGUGCUUUUGUUUGUUCCUGUGUGACUGGAUUUGAAGGUGAUUUGUGUCAAUUCAUGGCGGCAACAACACAAGCCCCUCAGCCAACCACUUUGUCACUGUGUACAUUCACCAUAUGCGAAAAUGAUGGGACAUGUGUAAUUCUUCCAACUGGUAGCUUUGAGUGUCGCUGUCCACCAGGUUUUGAAGGUGCUCUAUGUCAGGUUUCACUUCUACCAACAACGCCAGCUCCUCAACUAACAACUUUGUCUCCAUGUCAAGUUACUGUAUGUGAAAAUGAUGGGACUUGCGUACUUAUACCAUCUGGUGACUUUGAAUGCCUUUGUGCACCUGGUUUUGAAGGUGUACUCUGUGGCAUUGAAAUAGACGAAUGUCUGAGUGACCCGUGUCAAAAUGGUGGUAUUUGUCAGAAUUUGAUUGGUGCUUUUGUUUGUACCUGCGUGACUGGAUUUGAAGGUGAACUAUGUGACAUUGAAAUAAACGAGUGUCUGAGUAACCCAUGUCAGAAUGGCGGUACAUGUCAGGAUUUAACUGGUGCUUACUUUUGUAGUUGUCCGGCCGGAUUUAUAGGUGAUUUGUGUCAAUUCGUUGCACCAACAACACGAGCACCUCAGCCAACCACUUUGUCACUGUGUUCAUUCACCAUAUGUGAAAAUGAUGGAACAUGUGUAAUUUUAUCGACUGGAGGUUUUGAGUGCCGCUGUCCACCAGGUUUUGAAGGUGCUCUAUGUCAGGUUUCACUUCUACCAACAACUCCAGCUCCUCAGCCAACCACUUUGUCAUUAUGCCAGUUUACUGUAUGUGAAAAUGAUGGAACAUGUGUACUUGUACCGUCUAGUGGUUUUGAAUGCCUUUGUGCACCUGGUUUUGAAGGUGUACUCUGUGGCAGUGAGAUAGAUGAGUGUCUGAGUAACCCAUGUCAGAAUGGUGGAAUAUGUCAGAAUUUCAUUGGUGCUUAUGUUUGUAACUGUCUCAGUGGAUUUAUGGGUUUAUCCUGUGAAACAAAUAUAGACGAGUGUGCGAGUACCCCAUGUCAGAAUAAUGGUGAUUGUAUUGAUGGCAUCAAUAGAUAUACCUGUAAUUGUCUUGCUGGGUUUGAAGGUAUUGAUUGCUCAGUUAAUAUAAAUGAGUGUGCCAGCAUUCCAUGUGCUAAUGGCGGUACAUGCUUGGAUAAUGAUAAUGGAUAUGAAUGCGAGUGCUUAUCUGGAUAUAGUGGUGGCAACUGUGAGAUGGAAUCUGUGGAAUGUCUCAGUGAGCCAUGUCAAAAUGGUGGUACCUGUAUUGAUGGUAUAGCCAGUUACCAGUGUGUGUGUACUAAUGGAUUUGAAGGAACCCAUUGUGAAAUGAACAUCAAUGAAUGUUUGACAAGGCCAUGUAAGAAUGGAGGAACCUGCAUUGAUAACUAUGGUAGCUAUUUAUGUGAAUGUUACACUGGUUUCAGUGGUGUUGACUGCUCUGUGGAUACUGAUGAAUGCAGCAGUGGGCCUUGUCUCAAUGGAGGUAUAUGUACUGAUUUGCUUGGUGCAUAUCGCUGUGACUGCCCUGAUGGUUUUGAUGGGUUGAACUGUGAGUUGGAUGGUGAUCAGUGUGCAAGCAAUCCCUGUUUAAACGGCGGUACUUGCAGCGAUGGUAUCAAGUACUACACUUGUAGAUGUGCUAGCGGUUUCACUGGACCCAACUGUCAAAUUGAUAACAUCAAUGAAUGCAGCAGUAGUCCUUGCUUAAAUGGAGGAUACUGUAGAAACCUAGUUGGUAGCUAUCGAUGUGAUUGCCAAACAG
This is a messenger RNA of Saccoglossus kowalevskii, 2349 nucleotides long. RefSeq lists its product as uncharacterized. Lineage: Eukaryota; Metazoa; Hemichordata; Enteropneusta; Harrimaniidae. The record is from RefSeq and is a predicted model, not a curated record. Gene Ontology annotation, molecular function: protein binding; calcium ion binding.